AUGGACAGGCGCACUCCCUUCACCCUGAGCGUGCUCGCUCCUAGCACAGAUGGCGCCGAGGAAUCUCGCACUCAAAUUCAGGCGAGACUAAGAGAAUUCGUCUUAGAGUUCCAGCUGGAUAAUGCGUUUAUCUACCGGGAUCAAUUACGGCAGAACGUCCUUGUCAAGCAGUAUUACUGCGAUAUUGACAUCGCUCACUUGAUUUCCUACAACGAAGAGCUGGCACACAAACUUACGACCGAACCCGCAGACAUCAUCCCUCUUUUCGAAGCAGCUCUUCAACAAUGUACCCAGAGGAUCGUCUACCCCUCGCAAAGAGACAUUCAGCUCCCCACUCACCAGCUCCUCCUGCACUCCUCCGCCACUCACAUCUCGAUUCGGGACCUGAAUGCGACAAAUAUCUCUCAUCUUGUCCGCAUUCCUGGUAUCGUGAUUGGUGCCUCUACGAUUUCCUCCAAAGCCACGAUUGUCCACAUCCGUUGCAAGAAUUGCGACCACAGCGAUAAUCUGUCCGUCGAGGGAGGCUUUGCCGGUCUCUCACUUCCUAGAAGAUGUGGACGAGAGAGACAGCCUGGUGAGGGCAUCCAGGAACAGUGUCCACUGGAUCCGUACGUUGUCUCUCAUGACAAAUGCCAGUUCGUCGAUCAGCAGGUUCUCAAACUUCAAGAAGCACCUGAUCAGGUACCCGUCGGUGAGCUGCCACGACAUGUGCUCAUCUCUGCGGAUCGGUACCUUGCAAACCGGGUCGUGCCCGGCUCCCGCUGUACUGUCAUGGGAAUCUUCUCCAUCUAUCAAUCCAAGAGCGGCAAGAAGCAUGCUGCAGUAGCAAUCCGCAACCCGUAUCUGCGUGCCGUUGGUAUCAGCACCGACCUUGACCACACCGUGAAGGGCAAUGCUAUUUUCUCGGAAGAAGAAGAGCAGGAGUUUCUGGAGAUCAGCCGGCGGCCGGAUCUGUACGAUGCUCUUGCUCGGAGCAUUGCACCUUCCAUCUACGGAAACCUGGACAUCAAAAAGUCCAUUGUGUGUCUACUCAUGGGUGGCUCGAAGAAAAUUCUCCCUGAUGGCAUGAAACUGCGUGGAGAUAUCAACGUCCUACUUCUCGGAGACCCCGGUACCGCAAAGUCUCAGCUUCUCAAGUUCACAGAAAAGGUAUCGCCCAUUGCCAUCUAUACGUCUGGUAAGGGUUCGUCGGCGGCUGGUUUGACUGCGUCCGUGCAGCGAGACGCAGCAACCCGCGAAUUUUACUUGGAAGGAGGUGCCAUGGUUCUGGCUGACGGAGGUGUCGUGUGUAUUGAUGAGUUCGACAAAAUGAGAGACGAAGACCGAGUCGCCAUCCACGAAGCUAUGGAGCAACAGACCAUUUCGAUCGCAAAGGCUGGUAUCACCACGAUUCUCAACUCGAGAACGUCCGUUUUGGCCGCCGCCAACCCCAUCUUCGGCCGCUACGACGACCUGAAAACACCCGGUGAAAACAUUGAUUUUCAGACAACGAUUCUGUCUCGUUUCGAUAUGAUCUUCAUCGUCCGGGACGACCACGAACGGAGUCGUGAUGAGAGCAUCGCGCGUCACGUCAUGGGUGUACACAUGGGUGGUCGAGGUAUUGAGGAGCAAGUCGAGGCAGAGAUUCCCAUCGACACGAUGAAACGAUACAUCAGUUACUGCCGAACCCGAUGUGCCCCUCGCCUCUCCCCCGAAGCUGCCGAGAAACUCUCCUCCCACUUCGUCUCCAUCAGAAAACAAGUUCACCGUGCCGAGCUCGACGCCAAUACCCGUUCUUCCAUCCCUAUCACGGUUCGUCAACUCGAGGCCAUUGUCCGUAUUACCGAGUCUCUCGCCAAGUUGAGCCUGUCUCCUAUUGCCACGGAGGCCCAUGUCGACGAAGCUAUCCGUCUUUUCCUGGCCUCGACCAUGGAUGCCAUCACCCAAGGUGAGGGCCAAGGCAGCAAGGAGAUGAUGGAAGAAGUCACCCGAGUUGAGGACGAAAUGAAGCGUCGUCUUCCUAUCGGAUGGAGCACCAGUCUUGCCACCUUGCGUCGCGAGUUCGUCGACGGAAGAGGCUACAGUGAACAAGCCCUAAACCGGGCACUCAUGGUCCUUCAGCGCAGAGAUACCAUACGUAUUCGCUCGGGAGGCUCACAGGUCUACCGUCACGGGGUGUAA
This is a messenger RNA of Aspergillus affinis, 2160 nucleotides long. RefSeq names its product MCM DNA helicase complex subunit MCM5. The transcript is spliced from 4 exons. The record is from RefSeq and is a predicted model, not a curated record. Gene Ontology annotation, biological process: DNA replication initiation; DNA replication; double-strand break repair via break-induced replication. Gene Ontology annotation, cellular component: nucleus; MCM complex. Gene Ontology annotation, molecular function: DNA replication origin binding; single-stranded DNA binding; single-stranded DNA helicase activity. Lineage: Eukaryota; Fungi; Ascomycota; Eurotiomycetes; Eurotiales; Aspergillaceae. Bases 1 to 2160 code for a protein of 719 amino acids.